Messenger RNA from Uloborus diversus, 466 nucleotides. RefSeq names its product 39S ribosomal protein L55, mitochondrial-like (gene mRpL55). Gene Ontology annotation, cellular component: mitochondrial large ribosomal subunit. The transcript is spliced from 3 exons. Gene Ontology annotation, molecular function: structural constituent of ribosome. NCBI's taxonomy places the organism in Eukaryota, Metazoa, Arthropoda, Arachnida, Araneae, Uloboridae. Gene Ontology annotation, biological process: translation. The record is from RefSeq and is a predicted model, not a curated record. Bases 73 to 444 code for a protein of 123 amino acids.
CAACACACAAAAGUAAACAAAAAUAUAAACAUUCAAAGCGCUGCAUGAAAUUCCGAUAAAUAUAUUUCUACUAUGACUCUUAUCAGUAUUUUUAAUGCAAUGAAAAUGUCUCGCUUUCCAUGGAAGUGUUCUGCUAUUUAUCACCAACAAAUACGGCUGAAUUCAAACAAAACAUGCAUAGCAAGAAUUGGACGUGACAAAUAUUGUCGAAUGUACCAAACCACUGUAGUCAACCCUGAUGGCUCUUCAUUUACUAUUAGAUAUUUUGAGCCCAGAAAAAUCAUCAGACUACCUUUGGAUACUAGCAAGUUGAGUGCGGAAGAACUUGAAGCUCAUAUAAAUAGGAGAAAACCAAAAGAAAAAGUGAUAAUUGAAGAACAAAUAGAAGAUAAUUUUGAUUUGAAUCGUUAUAGUCAUUUAUGGAAAUCAAAACCUAAUAAAUAAUUAUAUGUGAAGCAUCUCAAAA